UUGAUUGAUGGCCAAACCCCAUGCCUCGCCUCUCGUUUGCGUGAUUGCCAAAUGCUAUCCCUCUCCUCUCUAUUGAUUGAUAGACAAAUGCCUUCUUUCUCUCUCGUUUGAUUGAUUGCCAAAUCCCUUCCCUCUCCUCUCGGUUGAUUGAUAGACAAAUGCCUUCCCUCUCCACUCGCUUGAUUGAUAGCAAGUGCCUUCCCUCUCCUCUCGUUUGAUUACUUGUCUAAUGCCUUCCCUCUCCUCUCGUUUGAUUAAUUGUCAAAUCCCUUCUCUCUCCUCCCGUUUGAUUGAUUGCCAAAUCCCUUCCCUCUCCUCUCGGUUGAUUGAUGGCCAAAUGCCUUCCCAUACGUCUCUAUUGAUUGAUUGCCAUGCCUCGCCUCUCGUUUGCGUGAUUGCCAAAUGCUAUCCCUUUCCUCUCGUUGAUUGAUUGCCAAAUCCCUUCCCUCUCCUCU
Molecule: messenger RNA, 455 nt
Organism: Meloidogyne enterolobii
Lineage: Eukaryota; Metazoa; Nematoda; Chromadorea; Rhabditida; Meloidogynidae
Source: the annotation of a GenBank genome assembly